Rhododendron vialii is the source of this 1563-nucleotide messenger RNA. RefSeq lists its product as uncharacterized. Bases 253 to 1203 code for a protein of 316 amino acids. NCBI's taxonomy places the organism in Eukaryota, Viridiplantae, Streptophyta, Magnoliopsida, Ericales, Ericaceae. The transcript is spliced from 3 exons. The record is from RefSeq and is a predicted model, not a curated record.
CUAACCACUCGGGUUUCUAAACCCCCAACAUAAGGUCUCCUGUCCUACCUUCACAAGCAUUUGACCUAAAUCAACCCAAAAACCAUUCAUUACCACAUGAUUAAUCGUGCUGCUGGAAGAUCUGCACUGACACAGAGAGAAAAGACCUAAAUCAAUUCUCUUCUCUCCACAUUGUGACCGUCUAAUUUCCCAACUAGAUUGAGAGCAGUCAAUAGAUUAUACAUACGUACAUACUACAAAACAAUCGCACAAAUGUCGAUGUCGAGGUCGAGGCACGCAAAAACUGACUCAGAGUCCAGCCUGGCGCCGUCGUCGCCGCCCCGGUCUCCCCGCCGCCCCGUCUACUACGUCCAGUCGCCGUCCCACGACGGCGAGAAGACCGCCAACUCCUUCCACUCCACCCCGGCCCUCAGCCCGGUGGGAUCGCCAGGCCGCCACUCGCGCGACUCCUCCUCGACCCGGUUCUCCGGGUCCCUCAAGCCCGGCGGCGGGUCGCGGAAGCAGCCCGACCGUCCGGGCCGGAAUGGGAAGGGAGCGGAGAAGGAGUGGAUGGAUGAGUUCGGAGCGAUUGAAGAGGAGGGGCUUCUGGACGACGAUGGGGCUCGCGGCGGCAUCCCAAGGCGGUGGUACGUCCUGGCCUUUGUUCUUGCGUUCUUUGCUCUGUUUGCUUUCUUUUCGUUGGUGUUGUGGGGGGCUAGUCGGAAUCAGAAACCCGUCGUCACUAUGAAGAGUAUUACUUUUAAUGGCUUCGUGAUCCAAGCUGGUAAUGAUGCAUCUGGGGUGGCCACGGAGAUGGUGACAAUGAACUCCACAGUCAAGUUCGUUUUCCAAAACACUGGUACUUUCUUUGGGGUCCAUGUAGCAUCCGCACCCAUGGAUCUCUUCUAUUAUGAGCUUUCCUUAGCCUCCGGAAAUGUAAACAACUUCUACCAAUCAAGGAAAAGCCAGAGAACUGUAUCAGUAACGCUGCUAGGGAAUGAUAUCCCACUAUACGGAGGGGGUUCGGACUUGGGUAGCAAAAACAAUACACCCACGGCACCAGUGCCGUUACAGUUGAACUUCACGGUUCAGGCAAGAGCUUACGUGCUGGGGAAACUGGUGAAGCCCAAGUUUAACAAGGUGGUCCAGUGCGCAGUCGUCAUGGACCCCAAAAAGAUGUAUACGGCCAUUUCUUUCAACAAGACUUCUUGUUCUUACCAGUAAGUUUGAACAAAACACACAAUACUGCAUUGUUUGACAAUACAAAAAUCUGUAUAAUUGGGGGCGAAGGAAAGAACAGAGCUGUUUCCUAAUUUGGUGUAAUAAAGAGUUUUUUUUUAAAAUUGUUAACUUAAGGAAAAGGUGGAUACAGCUAAUGGUUGGGCAGAUCUGGUGUGGGUAAUGGGGGAGGAGUUGACUUUAAAGAGAGAGACGGGGAUGGAUUGGCGGACAGAAUGGGCGAUUACUGGGGAAUUGGAAAUUUGUUCAUCGGUGUUUUACUUGUGUCAAUUCUUUUGUUAUUGUAAUCAUGAGAUUGUGUUUUAUUAUUAUUUUUUAUUGGCAAAAGAUGAAUUUUAUUAAAAA